Lachancea mirantina is the source of this 3498-nucleotide messenger RNA. Lineage: Eukaryota; Fungi; Ascomycota; Saccharomycetes; Saccharomycetales; Saccharomycetaceae. The record is from the annotation of a GenBank genome assembly.
AUGCAGGUAAUGUCGGAAAAUAUCGUUCAUAGUGAAAACAGAAGCGACGGGGAGUUGUGGGACGCAGAGCCGAAAUUAGCAGCAGCAGGGUUAUCUCUGCCAGGGGGGAGUGAUUACAGUUUACGUGAGCUGGUCAGUUUCCCGAACGAGUCUACCAGGGCUUAUUCGUACAAUCCGCUGUCGCCAAACUCGCUAGCAGUUCGGCUGCGGAUUUUGAAACGGUCGUUGGAGAUCAUGAUUCACAACCCAAGCUUACUGAAGGAACAUGAGUCUGUGGACCACAAGAGGAUGCAGACGCCGAGCUGGAGCAGAGCAGAGGCUCCAUUGAGUGCUCUGGGCCAGAAAAGCCGCCCACAGCUGGGAAGAAGCAGCAGCCACGAGGGCAUCUUAUCACACCAGAGGACUUCGAAACUGCGAAACGCGUCUUCUGCAGCACUUUCUGCAUUGUUCAGAGGCCCAGAGACUGGUGCGAUACCGUCAGGUGACAUGCAGCGGACUUUUUCGUCGCCAAGACCUUCUUUAAUGCCCAGAGCGUCACAUCCGUCACCACGAACCAUAGCCGAGACUCCUAGCUCAGAGUCGAGCUCAGCGCGCAGCUCAAUAGCUGAAAGCAGUAGCGUUCUCGAUCCAAAUGCUUCGGUAUCGUCAUUCUAUCAAACUAAUGGUAACAACAGCACGGACGUUUUACAGACAAAGAGAGAUGAUCUCGAGAGCUUACUUCAUCUCUUGAAUGAGGCACUACAAAAUCAUCUCUUUUCCAAGGCCUCCAAUCUUCAUAGGAUGUCCCUUUUCAAUAUUAACAAAUUAUCCCUAGGUCUUAACGGCAAGGAUAAUGGAGAUCCCAUAUCUGCUGAAGGUAAACAAGAAAAAAUGUUGAAGAAAAAACUUUUAGACAGUCUGGCGCAACCUUUUUUCGAGUCUUUCACAACUGAUUCUGCCCCCGACGAGGAGGUCGUAGAUGGAAAAGAUUUCGGUCGCUUUUCUCCCGACAAUUUCUCUUUUGCUAACUUUCAAACGACCGCACCUGAAAACAACCGGAUUUUGCAUGUAUUUAUAUCUGGCAAGAAUUCGUCUCCACAAGCUAUCUUUAGUUGCAUCCACGAAUAUCCAUGGAAUUUUAAGAGCGCCAACGAUUUAGCUUGUCUCACUUUCGGGAUUUCUAGAAAUGCAUUGCGAGCACUUACUUUGUUGGAUCUGAUUCAUUCAGACAGUAGAAAUUUUGUGUUAAACAAGCUUACAUCAACCGAGAAUGAGGAGUUGGUUUUCGCGGGCGAAAUUGUUGGCAUUGUACAACCUGGAGCCCAGAGCUCACGACUAGUCUGGGCAUCACUCUGGGCGAAAAGGAAGAACGGCCUAUUAGUGUGCGUGUUUGAAAAGGUUCCAUGUGAUUACAUGGAUAUGCUGCUGGAUUUAAAUGACUUCACCGUUGAAAGCAUUACUGGCGGUGAGGGUUUAAGUUUCCGAGAUCAAGAGGAAUCUGGAGCUAAAGAAAAUCAGGCGGAAAUGAAAGAUUUUCUCGGAAAGGAAACCGCUCCAGCGAAAAACGAUAUACACAUUGUGAAAACUUUGAGUGGCUCUUUGACGAAGCUAAUAGAUGACGUUAGGAAUGGUGAUGUCUUUACCGAAGAUGAUGACCUUUUACCUAUGUGCAUUCGCGUGUCUCAACACAUAAACAGGGUGAGGUAUUUCACGCUGAAUCAUUUGUCUUACAACAUACCUUGUGCUGUGUCAUGCACCAUUCUCGAGAACGGCAUGAAGCUAAAGAUCCAUAGUCUGCCAUAUCAAGCAGGAAUUUUCAUUCUCAAUUCGUCAAAUUUCAAAUUGAUUAGCUUCAACAAAUCAAUCUCUAAGAACAUGUUUGGACUUCACGCAAGUGAACUCAUAAACAAAGACAUUACCGAAAUUAUCCCUCCGUUUUGCGAUAUAAUUGAUCAUAUCAGAACCGAGCACCCGAACCUGGACAUCAAUUCUCCAAAAAAUAAAGGACUGGUUCUGACAGAGCAUUUUUUCCGAAAGAUGCAUUCGGAGCUGGAUCCGGUAGGCAAUUUUUAUGAUUCGAUUGGCAUUGAUGCUAUUCACAGAGACGAGAGUGUCAUAAAAGUUGACAUUCAAUUGCGAGUUAUGGAUUCUUCAACGGUUAUUCUUUGGAUUACGCAUUCAAGGGACGUUUUAUUCCAAAAUUAUACAACUAAUCCUUCUCAAUUACAGAUUUUGAAGGAAAAUGAAAUCGCAUCGGUCACAAGUAAUAGCAGUUCCGCAUCUUCUUCUAAGACGCAAAGCAAAAGGUAUAAUGCACACGAAUUGAAGUCGCUUGGUACAAAGCCAGAAAAACCUAGCCCAGAGAAUAAUACUGAGAAAGUUGGGAUAAAAAAAGAAGGCGGCGAACCAUCUAUCAAGCACGAGAGCUCUUUUGAGGAUGGAUCUCAGGAUAUCAGCAUGGACAAGCUGGACGAGGAGCUAGCUACGAGAUUGCAAAUUGCUAAAACCUUUAGUCAAGACAAAGCUCAAUUUGUCAAGGAUGACAAUUUCAAACUUGAUGAAAAUCUUAUCCGAUCUUUGACUUCAUAUUCUCCCAAUCCUACCCCGGACACGUCUUCAAGCUCCAUGGACAAAGUUGAGACAGCUCUUGGAUCCACGAUACCAGCUGAGAAAUUCCCAACUUUGCCUGUAUGUAAGAUCGGAGCACUGAAGCAUGUCAAGAGAUUUUCGGACUUUGUUGUUUUACAGAAAAUGGGCGAAGGUGCUUAUGGUAAGGUCGAUUUGUGCAUGAAUAAAGCCGACAAGUACGUUGUUGUGAUCAAACUGAUUUUCAAAGAACGCAUUUUGGUCGAUACAUGGGUAAGAGAUCGAAGCCUAGGGACUAUUCCCUCCGAAAUUCAGAUCAUGGCUGCGCUGAACAAAAAACCUCAUGAAAACAUUCUGACCUUGCUCGAUUUUUUUGAAGAUGAUGAAUAUUACUACAUCGAAACUCCCAUUCAUGGAACCACGGGCUCUAUUGAUCUGUUCGAUUUGAUAGAACUCAAGACUAACAUGACAGAGCAUGAAUCUAAAUUGAUAUUCAAGCAAAUCGUUUCAGGUAUGCAACAUCUUCAUGACAAUGGCAUAGUUCAUCGGGACAUAAAAGAUGAAAACAUCAUCGUUGAUAACAAAGGCUGCGUAAAGAUUAUUGAUUUUGGUUCUGCCGCAUAUGUCAAAAGCGGUCCUUUUGAUGUUUUCGUCGGCACCAUUGACUAUGCAGCCCCGGAAGUUCUUGGUGGUGAACCCUACGAUGGCAAGCCUCAAGACGUGUGGGCUAUGGGUGUCUUGCUUUACACGAUUGUCUUCAAGGAAAAUCCAUUCUACAACAUUGACGAAAUCCUAGACGGAGAUUUGCGCAUAAAUGCAAACCUUGCUAUAAGUGAUGGAUGCAUCGCCCUCGUGACCAAAAUUUUGGAUAGGUCUGUCCCACAAAGGCCUUCCGUCCACGACAUUAACAACGAUAAGUGGUUGGAGUUGUAA